Pelodiscus sinensis (Chinese soft-shelled turtle) is the source of this 1932-nucleotide messenger RNA. Lineage: Eukaryota; Metazoa; Chordata; Testudines; Trionychidae. The record is from RefSeq and is a predicted model, not a curated record.
CUCAUUUGUUUCCUAGAUUGGUUUGCAGCUCUCUACUUCAAGGAUGCUUGAGACCAACUCACCACUAGUACCUCUCAUUUAUGAAUAGCCAUAUGGAUCGAAUUUUCUCUGGUAUUCAGCCAACUGGGAAGCUCCACCUUGGUAACUACUUUGGAGCCAUCCAGAACUGGGUGAAGCUUCAGGAAGAGUACAGCUCUAUGCUAUACAGCAUUGUAGAUCUGCAUGCUCUCACAGUUCCACAAGAGCCAGAAAUCUUGCGUCAGAACAUCCUGAACACCACUGCUACGCUCCUUGCCUGUGGUAUCAACCCAGAGAAGUGUCUCCUUUUUCAGCAGUCACAGGUGCCUGAACAUGCAGAACUCAGUUGGAUUCUUGGGUGCUUAACCAGUAUGCCACGUCUACAAUGCUUUCCCCAGUGGAAGGUAAAGAAUGCCAGCCAGAAUUAUGAAGGAACUGUUGGUCUGUUCACUUACCCUGUGCUUCAAGCUGCCGAUAUUCUGCUGUACAAGUCAACACAUGUUCCUGUUGGAGAAGAUCAAGUCCAGCACCUGGAACUGACUCGAGAUAUAGCACAACACUUUAACAAGAAAUAUGGAAACUUCUUUCCUGUCCCCAAAGCUAUUUUAAGUACAACAAAGAAGGUAAAGUCUCUCAGGGAUCCAACAGCCAAGAUGUCUAAGUCAGACCCUCAGAAGUUAGGCGCACUCAACGUCACAGACAGUCCUGAGGAGAUUGUUCUGAAAUUCCGCAAGGCUGUGACUGAUUUCACCUCUGAAGUCACCUAUGACCCAGAUUCUCGUCCGGGUGUCUCCAAUAUGGUGGCCAUUCAUGCUGCAGUAACAGGACUCAGCAUAAAGGAAGUGGUGCACCAGUGUGUUGGUCUUGACACUGCUCACUUCAAAGGGGUAGUGGCAGAGGCAGUUAUUCAGAAAUUUGCACCAAUCAGGACCGAAAUUAAGAGGCUCCAGGAGGACAAAAGCCACUUGCAGAAGGUUUUACAGGCUGGAGCAGAGAAAGCCAAAGAACUAGCUGCCCCUGUGUAUCAGGAAGUAAGGAGAGUAGUGGGGUUUCACUAGAACCUUCUGAAUAGUUGCAAAUUCUCUAAUUCCCUGAGAUAUAGCUUUUGUUCAUCAUCUCCCAUCUCAGAGGCUGAGAGAGAAUUUUCUUUGUUUUGGAAAACCAGAAAAGAACAAUCAAAGAUGAUUUUCCAUGUGAUUAUCACACCAUCCAGUGGAAUCGGGCUCAAGCCAUUGAAAGGCACACGGAAGCACAAUUUCCAAACAAAACUCACAAAACCAGAACAGUCAAGCUGACCAAACUGCCUAUUUUCAUAGAGCAACAUAAAAAGUUGAAAUAAAAGCCAGGGUCAUUGGGAUGUCAGAGUUGUUGCAUUCCUGAUUGUGCCAGCAGGAGAGGAAAUCACAGGCUUCAUAAAAUUCUUCCCUCUUAUGUGCAACCUCCUAGAGAAAGACAGCUGUUUCAUAAAGUCCAGUGGCACUAUGCUGAAUGUGGUGGCUGAAUGUCCCCAGAAUAGAAGUAUGUACUAGAGACCUGGACUGCCCAAGACAUUGAAAAUGGAGAAGAGAACCUUGCACCACUUGAUCCCCACUUAAAUACAGCUGACUUUGGUAAUGGAAAUGAGUGGGACUCUAUCCAUUUCCUGACCUAUACAUGUCCAUGUUUCAGAAACCAUCAUGACCAUUGGAACUCUGCCUCUCUUUGGCAGUAUCAACAAAUAAUUCAUGGAAUAAAUGGAACCUGUGCCCUAUAUCCUGAACUGCCCACUCACUUCUAGGUCAUUGUAGUAGGCCAGGCUAGGAUCCGUUGGCAGGAGCUGUCUGCGUUGGAAAGCUUGCUCUGUGGCUGCCCUUUUUGUAGCGAUGCUGUAGAUAAGCAAAGGGGCCAGCACUGUCAGUUCAGCACCAGUUACAA